AUGGACGAUAUUGCAUCGAUUCGACAGGCUCUCGAGGAUAACAUUGCCCUUUCGGAUGAUUUAUCUCAACAACUUCGCGACGUUGCCAACAAAGCGCAGAAAUUGCUCAACGAAUGGUCGCAUUAUCGAAAGGAUAUGAUUGAGAAGAUGUACGCGAUUGCAAAUGAUCUUGACACCUGGGAAAAGAAUUGCGCGAUGUCCACGGCUGUCGGGAGCGGCGUGGGUCUGGCGAGCGGUUUCGCCACCAUUGGCGGUCUUUUGCUUUUCCCGCCGGCGGCGAUUGCGGGAAUGAUUGUUGGCGCCGUCGCUGGCGCUUCAAAUGUCGCCACAAACGUCUCGAAAAUGAAUCACUUUAAAAAUUUGGCUAAUGAAUUGAAUGGAAUGACGUCACAUGAUAAAUAUCUCUUCGAGCGCCUCAUGGAGGCUCGUAGCGAGCUUUUCGACAUCAUCGGCAAAGUGAUCGACGCCUAUUACAAGGAUCGCAAGUUCGACGGAUUCGACAUCCCAGGAAACAUUCAUCGAAUUCUCGGAGCGUCGACUUUUGGAGCUGGCGGUUUCGCCACGAAGUUUGCCGCCGCCCAAAUGGGCCGAUUGACGUCGAGCCUCGUGAAAGGAAUUCUCCACGGCGCGGCGGUUGUCGGAAUCAUCCUCGACGGAGUCAGCUUGGCAAUUAGCGCUAAGGAAUUGGGAAAAUCGUCGUCGAAAUUUGCGCGAGAAGUUCGCGAAGCCGCAGAACAAUACGAAAGACAAAGAGAAAAAGUUUGCAACAAUUUCUUAAAUGAAGACGUUUGGAAUGAAUGA
This is a messenger RNA of Caenorhabditis bovis, 801 nucleotides long. Lineage: Eukaryota; Metazoa; Nematoda; Chromadorea; Rhabditida; Rhabditidae. The record is from the annotation of a GenBank genome assembly.